Messenger RNA from Mesorhabditis spiculigera, 1077 nucleotides. NCBI's taxonomy places the organism in Eukaryota, Metazoa, Nematoda, Chromadorea, Rhabditida, Rhabditidae. The record is from the annotation of a GenBank genome assembly.
AUGGUUUUCGAUUCGACGCUCAUCGACCAUCUAUCCCCGGAGCAAUUAAACGCGUACGAACUGCUCUCCUGCAGCCAAGCUGUCCCGAGGCCCGGUAGGAAUAAGGAAUUGGCCCUGCAACUCCUGAUGGAAAACAAGGGAAACCUCGAGGCGGCCGUGAUGGAUUUGUUACGCUCGGACACGCUGGACUGGGAGCAGUACCGUAGCAUCUACGACUCGUACUAUCCGGAUACGACACCGUGGAGUGCGGAGGAAAUUCUCUCGUUCCAAGAUGCGCUUUAUAAGACGGAAAAGGACUUCCACCAAGUGGCGCAAGAGCUAACCAACAAGACCGUCCGCGAAUGCGUCGAAUUCUACUACACCUGGAAAAAAGCGUGCCCCGACGACUACCGGAAACUACGGAAUUUGCGUCGAAAACGCCAGCUCUUGGAGAUUCAUCAGCAGAUGGAAACCGAGCGUGACCCAUGCCCGAUACCGGCAAAACAGAGGAAACUCUCGGAAGAUGAUACUGAGGGUGGAUCCGAGUGUGAUACUGACGCCACUUCACCCGGGUCAUAUUCGGCUAUUCAUGCUUCUUUGGAACCUAGAUCGAGGCAAAAUUCCUUCAUGCAACAAUCCCCAAGCAGCUCGAUGACGCCGAUCCGGAAAACGUCCGAUCUGGCGGCUCCGCAUGUUCCGAUGCAACAAAUGCACAGCCCCUCUAUUCCCCAUCAUCACCACCCGGGUUCCAGCAAGCAGCCGAACACGCAACCCUCAGCCCGGCACGGUUCCGUGUCGUCCGGCUCGAAGAAGGGCGCCCAACCGUCAGCAGACGGCUUCUUCCACUGCCGGCUGUGUGACAAGUGUUUCGAGAAGGUUAAAUCACUGAACGCCCACAUGAAGAGCCACGCGAUGAAGGCGAGGGCAGAAGCCGAGGCUCAGGCCCAAGUACAGGCGCAGGCCGCCAGCAGCCCGCUGAAUUUGAAUGCGAUCGCCGCCCAGAAUCUGGCGACACAGGCGAUCGAGCAGCAGCUCGGCUUCAACCCUGCGGCUUUUCAGCCCGGCGCCCUGAAUUUGCCCUUCUCGUCGAUUAUUCAU